CCGUAUCCUGACGUCAUGACUUAAACUGCUCAUUAUACGCUAUAUGGCAGGGCUUUCUCAUUUUCACACACUUCCUGUUGAGUUAAUAGGAGAACCACCAGCAUCGGUGCUGAAAGCCAAGAGAAAAAAGGCUGAACUUAGAUUAGCAGAAGAAAUGAAUGUGGAGCAUGAAGUACAGUUAUUGGUCGAAGAGAUACGGCGACUUGGCAGCCCAAAUGCAGAUGGAAAGAUCAGUGUGAAGUUUGGAGUUCUGUUUAGAGAUGACAGAUGUGCAAACCUCUUUGAAGCAAUGGUAGGGACAUUAAAGGCUGCCAAACGCAAGAAGAUUAUCUCUUUCCAGGGAGAGCUGCUUCUGCAAGGUGUCCAUGACGAUGUGGAUGUUGUACUGCUUCAAGAAUAAGGCAUUCCACACGUAAUGUGUUGCGUAUUGACUUUACAAAAGUCAGUGUUUACAUUGAGCAAAGAUCAUGCAAUAUCAUGCAGUUCACAAAAUAUUUUAUAUUUCUUUAAGAACCAAAAAAAAAAGAAUAUAUAUAUGUGGCAAGUUGCAUUUUUGUAAAGCAGUAUUUAAAUGUUUUCUCCUUAAUGUCACCUAUUUUAUACAGUGAAAAUUUGUAUAAGGUUGAGAGGAAAGGGCACAUAAAUUUAUACUGUACAAAUAUGUAUUUAAGUCAUAUAUGUUGUCUAAGAGUAGUGUUGUAAGAAACUGUAAUAAAUAGAUAAUCAUAUGUUACAAUGGCACUGUAUGAAAUUGCACAUCUAGUUUAUGGGUUAAACAAAGCACUGUAAGACAAUAAGGCCAAACAAAACCGGCUUAUAUGUGCAAGCUUGGAUAAUGUUGCAGGCAUUUUAGUAUUGUACUGCUUAUAGUAGGAAUGUAUUUUUUGUGGAUCUAACCUCUUUACAAUGACACUGAAAUAUUUUUUAAUCAUCAUGUAAGCCGGUUUAUUGAGCAAUAAUAAAUACUGUAUACAUUAAAGCUUGGAAAAGAACCAUUUUCGACAUAAUAAAUAAACAUUUGUGAAAUUAA
Messenger RNA from Acipenser ruthenus (sterlet), 1030 nucleotides. Its product is annotated as costars family protein ABRACL. Bases 44 to 400 code for a protein of 118 amino acids. NCBI's taxonomy places the organism in Eukaryota, Metazoa, Chordata, Actinopteri, Acipenseriformes, Acipenseridae. The record is from RefSeq and is a predicted model, not a curated record. The transcript is spliced from 3 exons. Gene Ontology annotation, biological process: regulation of actin filament-based process.